Molecule: messenger RNA, 683 nt
Organism: Drosophila miranda
Lineage: Eukaryota; Metazoa; Arthropoda; Insecta; Diptera; Drosophilidae
Product: eukaryotic translation initiation factor eIF1-like
Exons: 1
Coding region: 119-451 (110 amino acids)
Biological process (GO): translational initiation
Cellular component (GO): eukaryotic 43S preinitiation complex
Molecular function (GO): ribosomal small subunit binding; translation initiation factor activity; RNA binding
Source: RefSeq, a predicted model, not a curated record
CUGCCUUUUUAUUCUCAUUGUGAUUUUCUCAGUUGAAUCGAAAACAUCCAACGAUUUCAAACAAUCCGAAAAUAAUAAUAUUCGAAAAUAAACCGUUUCAAAUCGUUUUGAGGCUUUGAUGUCGAUCCAAAACUUGAACACCCGCGACCCCUUUGCGGAUGCCCAGAAGGGCAACGACGACGAUAUCCAGGACGGACUGAUCCACAUCCGCAUACAGCAGCGCAAUGGCCGCAAGACCUUGACCACUGUCCAGGGCCUGUCGCAGGAGUACGACCUGAAGAAGAUUGUGCGCGCCUGCAAGAAGGAGUUCGCCUGCAAUGGCACCGUCGUCGAGCACCAGGAGUACGGGGAGGUGCUGCAGCUGCAGGGCGAUCAGCGGGAGAACAUCUGCCAGUGGCUGACAAAGGUCGGACUGGCCAAGGCCGAUCAACUGAAGGUCCAUGGGUUCUAAGGGCAGGGCAGGGCAAGGCAAGGUUCCCCCCCCCCCCCCCCCCCCCCCCCACACACACACACAAUAAAUCUGCAAUCAAGAGAGUUCCACAAAGAAUUCCUUUAAAAAAAAAAACACACCAGCAAUAGACCAUUUUUUUCUUUCUUUUUUUAAAGACAUAUUGUAAAUAUUGUAAAAUUCAAUGUGCGGUACAGCAAUGGCAUAAAAAAAGCAUAUUUUAACCCUCCAAAAA